AUGUCUUUCUAUAUAUCUGAUUUCAUUUGUCUAUCUUUCUAUCUAUCUAUCUAUCUAUCUAUCUAUCUAUCUAUCUAUCUAUCUUUCUAUCUAUCUAUCCUUUUAUAUCAGUAUUAUGUCUUUUUAAUAUCUAUCUCUUAUAUCUGUAUCUAUCUAUCUAUCUAUCUAUCUAUCUAUCUAUCUAUCUAUCUAUCUAUCUAUCUAUCUAUCUAUCUAUCUUUUAAUAUCUACCUAACACAUAUUUCUUUCUAUAUAUCUGAUUUCAUUUCUAUCUGUCUAUCUAUCUAUCUAUCUAUCUAUCUAUCUAUCUAUCUAUAUGCCUUUCUAACACAUAUCUAUCUAUCUUUCUAUCUAUCUAUCUAUCUAUCUAUCUAUCUAUCUAUCUAUCUAUCUAUAUGCCUAGCUAACACACCCUUUUAUAUCAGUAUGUCUUUCUAUAUAUCUGAUUUCAUUUUAUCUGUCUAUCUUUAUCUAUCUAUCUAUAUCUAUCUAUCAUAUCUAUCACAUAUCUGUCUAUCUUUAUCUAUCUAUCUAUCUAUCUAUCUAUCUAUCUAUCUAUAUAUCUUAACACAUAUCUGUCUAUCUUUCUAUCUAUCUAUCUGUCUAUCUAUCUAUCUAUCUAUAUGCCUAGCUAACACAUAUCUGUCUGUCUAUCUCUAUCUAUCUAUCUAUCUAUCUAUCUAUCUAUCUAUAUCUAUAUAUCUAUCUAACACAGUCCCUAUGUCUUUCUAUAUAUCUGAUUUCAUUUAUAUCUGUCUAUCUAUGAUUCAUUCAUCUAUCUAUUUAUAUCUAUCUAUCUUAUAUAUCUAUCUUUCUAUCUAUCUAUCUAUCUAUUUAUAUCUCUAUCUAUAUCUAUCUAUUUCAUUUAUAUCUAUCUAUUUUUAUAUCAGUCUCUUCUAUAUAUCUAUCUAUAUGAGUAUCUAUCUUUAA
Messenger RNA from Acanthosepion pharaonis, 930 nucleotides. NCBI's taxonomy places the organism in Eukaryota, Metazoa, Mollusca, Cephalopoda, Sepiida, Sepiidae. The record is from the annotation of a GenBank genome assembly.